AUGGGGGACAAGGAUAAAAUUUUGGAAGCUGUUGUGAAGGAAGCUGUUGAUUUGGAGAACGUUCCACUUGAAGAGGUUUUUCAAACGUUGAGAUGUAAUACAAAUGGUUUGACAACAGAGGCGGCUCAUGAGAGGUUGGCUAUUUUUGGACACAACAAGCUUGAAGAAAAGAAGGAGAGUAAGGUUUUGAAGUUCUUGGGAUUUAUGUGGAACCCUCUCUCAUGGGUCAUGGAAGCUGCUGCUAUAAUGGCUAUUGCUCUAGCUAAUGGAGGAGGAAAACCUCCAGAUUGGCAGGAUUUUGUUGGGAUCAUAACCUUGUUAAUUAUCAAUUCAACUAUUAGUUUUAUAGAGGAGAACAAUGCUGGAAAUGCUGCGGCUGCUCUCAUGGCUCGUCUUGCACCGAAAGCUAAGGUUCUUAGAGAUGGGAAGUGGGUUGAGGAGGAAGCAUCAGUUCUUGUUCCAGGUGAUAUAAUUAGCGUCAAGCUCGGUGACAUUAUUCCUGCUGAUGCUCGCCUCCUUGAAGGUGAUCCGUUAAAGAUUGAUCAAUCUGCUCUCACAGGCGAGUCACUUCCUGUGACUAAAGGCCCCGGUGACAGUGUGUAUUCAGGUUCAACAUGCAAACAGGGAGAAAUUGAAGCAGUUGUUAUUGCUACUGGUGUUCAUACAUUCUUUGGCAAAGCUGCUCAUCUUGUAGACUCCACGAAUCAAGUGGGUCACUUCCAGAAGGUCUUGACUGCUAUUGGAAAUUUCUGCAUAUGUUCUAUUGCUGUGGGCAUGAUUGUUGAGAUUAUUGUCAUGUACCCCAUCCAACAUCGGGCAUACCGACCAGGGAUCGACAAUCUCUUGGUUCUCCUCAUUGGAGGAAUUCCCAUUGCAAUGCCAACUGUUUUGUCGGUCACGAUGGCGAUUGGAUCGCACCGUCUAUCUCAACAGGGAGCUAUCACUAAACGAAUGACUGCAAUAGAAGAAAUGGCUGGAAUGGACGUGCUCUGUAGCGACAAAACAGGAACACUGACAUUAAAUAAGCUUACUGUUGACAAGACUCUGAUAGAGGUUUUUGCCAAGGGAGUGGUUGUGGAUGCUGUCGUUCUCAUGGCAGCUCGGGCCUCUCGAGUUGAAAAUCAAGAUGCUAUAGAUGCUGCUAUAGUAGGGAUGUUAAGUGAUCCAAAGGAGGCACGAGCAGGCAUUCAAGAGGUUCACUUCCUUCCAUUCAACCCAACCGACAAGCGAACUGCCCUGACAUACAUUGAUGCUGAUGGAAAAAUGCAUCGAGUCAGCAAAGGUGCUCCAGAGCAGAUCUUGAAUCUUGCACACAACAAAUCAGAGAUAGAUAGAAGAGUUCAUGCUGUCAUCGAUAAGUUUGCAGAGCGAGGAUUGCGCUCCCUUGCAGUGGCAUACCAAGAAGUUUCAGAUGGAAGAAAGGAGAGUCAUGGCGGGCCAUGGCAAUUCGUCGGCCUAAUGCCUCUGUUUGACCCACCUAGACAUGAUAGUGCAGAGACCAUUAGAAGGGCUUUGAAUCUUGGUGUAAAUGUUAAAAUGAUCACAGGUGAUCAACUGGCUAUAGGAAAGGAAACAGGACGUCGGCUUGGGAUGGGAACAAAUAUGUAUCCUUCAUCUGCAUUAUUAGGACAGAACAAAGAUGAAUCAAUUUCUGGAUUGCCUGUUGAUGACUUAAUUGAAAAGGCUGAUGGAUUUGCUGGUGUAUUUCCCGAACACAAAUAUGAGAUUGUGAAACGUUUACAAGCUCGGAAACAUAUAUGUGGAAUGACUGGAGAUGGUGUUAAUGACGCCCCUGCUCUUAAAAAGGCCGAUAUUGGCAUAGCAGUUGCAGAUGCAACCGAUGCAGCUCGUAGUGCUUCUGACAUUGUUCUUACAGAGCCUGGUCUUAGUGUCAUUAUAAGCGCUGUUCUAACCAGCAGGGCCAUCUUCCAGAGGAUGAAAAAUUACACGAUUUAUGCCGUUUCAAUUACAAUUCGUAUCGUGCUUGGAUUCAUGUUGCUGGCCCUUAUAUAUCAAUUUGACUUCCCACCUUUCAUGGUUCUAAUCAUUGCUAUUCUUAAUGAUGGUACCAUAAUGACAAUAUCAAAGGAUAGAGUGAAACCAUCUCCUCUGCCAGAUAGCUGGAAACUGGCAGAGAUUUUUGGCACAGGAAUUAUACUUGGAGGCUAUUUGGCUAUGAUGACCGUUAUUUUCUUCUGGGCGGCUUACAAGACCGACUUCUUUCCUCGUACAUUUGGGGUUUCUAGCCUUCAAAAGAAGGACGAGGAUGAUUUCAGAAAGCUAGCUUCAGCAAUAUACCUGCAAGUGAGUACAAUUAGUCAGGCCCUCAUCUUUGUGACACGAUCUCGGAGUUGGUCGUUUGUGGAGCGUCCUGGCCUGUUAUUGGUUGCAGCUUUUGUUAUUGCUCAGCUAAUUGCUACACUGAUUGCUGUCUAUGCAAACUGGAGUUUUGCUGCAAUAGAAGGAAUUGGCUGGGGCUGGGCUGGUGUGGUUUGGCUUUACAACCUCGUCUUUUAUUUCCCACUUGAUAUAAUCAAAUUUGCAAUCAGAUAUGCCAUUAGUGGUAGGGCAUGGGACCUUGUCAUUGAACAAAGGAUUGCCUUUACAAGGAAGAAAGAUUUCGGGAAGGAAGAGCGUGAGCUCAAAUGGGCACAUGCACAAAGGACACUUCAUGGGCUGCAGCCACCUGAGGCUAAGAUGUUCUCUGAGCGCACUACUUAUACAGAACUCAAUCAAAUGGCGGAGGAAGCAAAACGACGGGCUGAAAUCGCGAGGCUGAGAGAGCUGCACACACUGAAAGGUCAUGUUGAAUCAGUGGUGAGGCUGAAGGGUCUUGAUAUCAAUACGAUUCAGCAGUCCUACACGGUAUAGAGAACAGAGGCUUUCAAAUCUGCAUAGCUGCAUAGUGUAGUUACAAAUCACAGAGAGAAGAUCCAUCCGUAUUUCUUAUAUGAUGUAUAAAAGCCCUUACAAACAUAUAAUUUUCCAUAGUAGAACAAGUGAUUCCAAAUCCAUAGAAUGAAUGCUUGUAAUGAUUAUCACUGGUGUGAUUCCCCUCGUCUAUGAAAAAAAUAUGUGCCAUUUUUGCUGAA
Molecule: messenger RNA, 3092 nt
Organism: Benincasa hispida (wax gourd)
Lineage: Eukaryota; Viridiplantae; Streptophyta; Magnoliopsida; Cucurbitales; Cucurbitaceae
Product: ATPase 11, plasma membrane-type-like
Biological process (GO): proton export across plasma membrane
Cellular component (GO): membrane
Molecular function (GO): ATP binding; ATP hydrolysis activity; P-type proton-exporting transporter activity
Source: RefSeq, a predicted model, not a curated record